UCCCCCCGAGUCUCCGGCGCGCGGUUGGCCCCGAGCCCGCGCGCGCCACCCCCGCUGCGGUAGACUCCAGCACUGAAGUUGUGAAGGAUGGGUAAAGACUUCCGCUACUAUUUCCAGCAUCCCUGGUCUCGCAUGAUCGUGGCUUACUUGGUGAUCUUCUUCAACUUCUUAAUAUUUGCGGAGGAUCCUGUUUCUCACAGCCAAACCGAAGCCAAUGUAAUUGUUGUUGGGAACUGUUUUUCUUUCGUAACAAAUAAAUACCCUAGAGGAACUGCCUGGAGGAUUCUCAAGGUGCUCCUAUGGCUUCUUGCCAUUCUCAUAGGACUCAUUGCUGGCAAAUUUGUGUUCCAUCAACGUUUGUUUGGUCAGCUGCUCAGGUUGAAAAUGUUUCGAGAGGAUCAUGGGUCGUGGAUGACAAUGUUCUUCAGUACGAUUCUCUUUCUGUUCAUAUUCUCUCAUGUUUACAACACAAUUCUUCUGAUGGAUGGCAGCAUGGGAGCGUAUAUCAUUACAGACUAUAUGGGCAUCCGCAAUGAGAGUUUCAUGAAAUUAGCUGCAGUAGGGACCUGGAUGGGAGACUUUGUCACAGCUUGGAUGGUCACUGAUAUGAUGCUGCAGGAUAAACCCUAUCCUGACUGGGGAAAAUCUGCAAGAGCUUUCUGGAAGAAAGGAAAUGUUAGGAUCACUUUAUUCUGGACGGUCCUUUUUACUCUUACUUCCGUCGUUGUUCUAGUCAUUACUACUGACUGGAUAAGCUGGGACAAGCUUAAUCGAGGAUUUUUGCCCAGUGAUGAAGUUUCCAGAGCAUUCCUUGCUUCUUUCAUCUUGGUCUUUGACCUUCUAAUUGUGAUGCAGGACUGGGAAUUCCCACACUUCAUGGGCGCCGUGGACGUGAACCUCCCCGGGCUGCACACUCCUCACAUGCAGUUCAAGAUCCCUUUCUUCCAGAAGAUCUUCAAGGAAGAGUACCGUAUUCACAUAACAGGUAAAUGGUUUAACUAUGGAAUUAUCUUCCUCGUCUUGAUUUUGGAUCUUAAUAUGUGGAAAAAUCAAAUAUUUUAUAAACCUCAUGAAUACGGGCAGUAUAUUGGCCCAGGGCAGAAGAUAUACACAGUGAAAGACCCAGAAAGUUUAAAGGAUUUAAACCGAACAAAGCUGUCUUGGGAAUGGAGGUCUAAUCACACCAACCCUCAGACAAAUAAGACCUACGUGGAAGGAGACAUGUUUUUACACAGCAGGUUCAUUGGGGCUAGCCUGGAUGUGAAAUGUCUGGCUUUUGUCCCAAGUUUGAUCGCUUUUGUAUGGUUUGGCUUUUUCAUCUGGUUCUUUGGACGGUUCCUGAAGAAUGAGCAAGGCAUGGAAAAUCAAGACAAAACUUACACUCGCAUGAAAAGGAAAUCCCCUUCAGAACAUAGCAAGGAUAUGGGGAUCACUCGAGAGAACACAGAGGCUUCCGUGGAAGAGCCAUUGCACGACCCUCCACUGGUUUCCAUCGGGUCCGACUUCAAUGAGAUCAUCUACAAAUCUUCCCACCUGACUUCGGAGAACUUGAGCUCCCACUUGAAUGAAUCUACCAUUGUGACAGAAACUGAUCUAGACCCGACCACUUCUAAAAGUACCCCUACGAACUAGAGUCACUCACAUGGAGAUAGCACAUUAAAAAAAAAAAAAAAAGCAACAUUAAGUGUAACUAAAACAAAAAGUUAGUCUUUCUUUUUUGUAAAUGUCGGGUUUACGUAGUGUUAGGUAAGGAAAUAUAAACAAUGCCACAACGGUGCUCAACAUGCUUUUUUCUAGGACUCAUUGUUUUGUAUUUGUCUUAUAAUCCACGUGCCUACUCUACACGUAACGGUCCUCUAGAGAUUGCUUUUCACAAUUGCACAAGCUCCUUACUGACUUUCCAGCAUAGUAGAUCAGCCAAUUAAUUACCCAUGUAUCUGAUACUCAACCUUAGAGGUGCCUUGAGACAUUAAAACUGUUUCUAACUGUACCAGAAAAGAAGUGCGGAACAGUUCUCUAAUGUUAUUUUAUGUGUUUUUCUU
Messenger RNA from Dipodomys spectabilis (banner-tailed kangaroo rat), 2042 nucleotides. It is a transcript of the gene Tmem117, whose product is annotated as transmembrane protein 117. Lineage: Eukaryota; Metazoa; Chordata; Mammalia; Rodentia; Heteromyidae. The transcript has 8 exons. Gene Ontology annotation, biological process: intrinsic apoptotic signaling pathway in response to endoplasmic reticulum stress. The coding region runs from base 88 to 1632 and encodes 514 amino acids. The record is from RefSeq and is a predicted model, not a curated record.